CACCCACAAUGAUCACAUGACUCCGGGAUCACUUGACUCUGAGGGUUCGCCUUGUGUUGUGCAGUCGGAGGCUAUUUGGAUGCUAUUUUUGCACGAAUGAUUAAAACGUACUUUCCCCAAUUCAUUUGCAUCGUAUGUAAACGUCUUACAGCCUGCUGUACGUGUUUAUAUUCAUUAAAAGUACAAGUUAAGGAGGAAAAUAGGUUAACUGAACAUAGAUUUGCACAAGUUGCCAAAGCUAGCUAGCUAGCUAGCUACCCCGGACUAUCUGAAUUAAUCAUUUGUAGGUCGUAAAACAAGUGUUCAUCUGUUCAUUUUAUUAUGGCCUCUAUUCUUGAUGAGUAUGAGGACUCUCAGAACAUCAGGCAAAGUUCUCAGCAGCACAGCCGCCUAUCCUCUGCCAACAUCGGGCUAACACACUCAGGCUUUGUGAAUGUCAGGCUGGAGGAAGAAAAGCCAAUAUUCAACAAGCAGAGGAUUGACUUUACUCCACCUGAGAGGAUAAAUCAUUUGGCAGUCUGCAACAACCAGCUUUGCAUGAGUCUGGGAAAGGACACCUUGUUAAGGAUUGACUUGGCAAAACCAGAUCAGCCCAAUCAAACUGAAUUAGGGAGGAAAGAUGACAGCAAAGUGCACAAGCUGUUCUUGGAUCCGACAGGCUCCCAUCUGCUGAUCAGCUUGAGCACCAGUGAGUGUCUGUACCUCAACAGGAACACACAGAAGGUGCGCAGUCUGUCCCGCUGGAGAGGCCACUUGAUCGACAGUGUGGGCUGGAACAAGCUGCUGGGAAACGACACCAGUACUGGGCCCAUCCUGGUUGGCACCAGUCAAGGGAUCAUCUUUGAAGCUGAGAUCUCUGCAAAUGAGGGCAGCCUGUUUAAUACCAACCCGGAUCAGUACUUCAGACAGGUCCAUUCCCUGGAGGAGGACGGCAAGCCGGCACCAGUCUGCUGCUUGGAGAUAGAGCGAGGCCCAGAAAACAAGUACUUCAUCAUCGCCACCACCCGCAAGCGCCUCUUCCAGUUUGUGGGUAAGGUGGCUGAAGGGUCGGAGCAGCAAGGCUUUAGCACCAUCUUCAAUCAGAACCAGGACCUGCUGCCCAGUUUCCAGGAGUUCCCAGCCAACAUGGGAUACAGCGAGAUUACAUUCUACACAGCAAAACUUAGGAACUUCCCCAAAGCGUUUGCCUGGAUGAUGGGUAAUGGUGUCCUGUACGGUCAGAUGGACUACGUUAGGCCGGAUUCCCUGCUGAGCGACGUCCAGGUAUGGGAGUACACACCGGAUGUUGACAUUAGUCAGAACAAACCCAUUUCGAUUGUGCUGACACAGUUCCACUUCUUGCUGUUGCUUCAUGACCGAAUAAAGGCAAUCUGCACCCUGAAUGGACAGGUGGUGUUUGAGGAUGUGUUCCCAGAUAAAUUUGGCCCCCUUAAGAGGAUGAUCAAAGAUCCGAUUGGGGGAUUGGUGUGGAUCUACACGGAGCGCGCAGUUUUUCGAUAUCACAUCCAGCGCGAGGCCAGGGACGUCUGGCAGAUGUACAUGAGCAUGAAUAAGUUUGAUCUUGCUAAGGAGUACUGCCGCGACCGGCCUGAGUGCAUGGACAUGGUGCUAGCUAAAGAGGCUGAGUACUGCUUCCUGAAUAGGAGGUACCUUGAAAGUGCCAAGUGCUAUGCAAUGACGCAGAACUACUUCGAAGAAAUAGCGCUCAAGUUCAUCGAAGCAAAACAAGAAGAAGCGUUGAAGGAGUUCCUACUGAAGAAACUGAAUAAUCUGAAACAGAGUGAGAGAACACAAAUCACCUUGCUGGUCACCUGGCUAACCGAACUCUACCUGAAUCGCCUGGGGCAGCUGGAGAGCGAUGGCAACAGCCUCAUCUUCCAGGAAACCCGAGAUGAGUUCCACCAGUUCUUGAGCAGCUCCAAGCACAGGGAAUGCCUAUUCAACAACCGUGGCACCAUUUACGACCUGCUGGCCAGCCAUGGCAACGUGGACGACAUGGUUUACUUCUCAGUCGUCAUGCAGGACUACGAGAGGGUCAUAUCUCACCACUGCCAGCACGACAACUUCAGCGCGGCUCUGGAUGUGCUCGCCAAGCACUGCAAUGAAAAGCUCUUCUACAAGUUCUCGCCUGUCCUCAUGCAACACAUUCCCAAGAAUGUGGUGGAUGCAUGGAUUCAGAUGGGCAAGAAGCUGGACCCGAAGAAGCUAAUUCCGGCUCUGAUGAACUACAGCCAGAUGGGCAGCGCCCAGCAGAUCAAAGAGACCAUCCGCUACAUGGAGUUCUGUGUUUAUGAGCUGAACGUGACCGAGGAAGCCAUUCAUAACUACCUGCUGUCGCUUUAUGCAAAGUACAAGACAGACUCUUUGUUGCAAUAUCUAAGACAGGCAGGUACUCACCCCUCAGAGAUCCACUAUGACCUGAAGUAUGCCCUCAGGCUGUGUGCAGAGCAUGGCUUCCUUAAGGCCUGCGUGUUGGUUUAUAGAAUCAUGGAACUGCAUGAGGAGGCGGUGGAUCUAGCUUUACAAGUGGACGUAGACUUGGCCAAGUCCUGUGCAGAUCUGCCUGAGGAUGAUGAGGAGAUGAGGAAAAAGCUUUGGCUGAAGAUUGCCAGGCAUGUGGUGCAGGAGGAGAAGGAUGUGAAGAAAGCCAUGAACUGUCUGUCCAGUUGCAACCUGCUCAAGAUUGAAGACAUCCUGCCUUUCUUUCCAGAUUUUGUCACCAUUGACCACUUUAAGGAGGCAAUCUGCAGUUCCCUGGAGGAGUACAACAAACACAUCGAGGAGCUGAAGCAGGAAAUGGAGGAGGCCACAGAGAGCGCUAAACGAAUCAGGGAAGACAUCCAGGAAAUGAGGAAUAAGUAUGGUGUUGUGGAUUCCCAAGAAAAGUGUGCAGCAUGUGACUUCCCGUUACUCAACAGGCCCUUCUAUUUGUUUCUGUGUGGACACAUGUUCCACAACGACUGCCUGUUUCAGGAAGUGACCCCCCACCUGUCAACCUUCAAGCAGAAUCGCCUAGAAGAGCUCCAGAAAAAGCUGGCUGCCACAACGCAGUCCUCUAAAUCCCGCCACCGUCCAGCACCAAAGGAGGAAGGCGAUACAGCCAGUCUGGGAAAGGGCAUCGCAGCAACAAGUCAUGAGCAGAUAGUAUCAGACAUCGAUGACAUUAUUGCGUCCGAGUGCGCGUACUGUGGCGAACUGAUGAUCAAAUCCAUUGACAAGCCUUUCUUUGAUCCACAGAAAUUUGAACAAGACAAAUCCAGCUGGCUUUGAAAACGCUGAAAGAAAAUGAUAUGUUUGUGUCUGUGACAGCAUGUCAGUUGUAGGAACAAGGAAGUUGGUGGAAACAAAUUUCUGCCCGAUUGCCUGUUGGUAGUGCCUAUUCUGAUUUACAGAGCCCUUCUUAUUUUGCUGUCAGUAUGUGAACCUGAUGGGACAAACUUUGCACUUUGUAUAGAAGUAUUUAAUGAACGGCUGUCGUGAACUGACUUUGUGAAAGAUGAUCCAAGACAGUGUGAUGUAACAUAUUUGCAGUACAUAUUGCAUAUAUGUGCCUGAAUGUCUGACAAUAACUAACAAUCACCACACUAUAGCAGUUUUAACUUUUAACAUUAGAUUGUUUGGCAUAACAUGUACAUUCAAAUCUGCAUCAGCUUGGUCUCUGUGUCUGUAUUCAUUUACUAUUCAAUACCUGAGACAAAUAAACUGCUACUUCAUAAUAAAGACAUUUUGGGACUGAA
Messenger RNA from Girardinichthys multiradiatus, 3737 nucleotides. RefSeq names its product VPS18 core subunit of CORVET and HOPS complexes (gene vps18). Bases 322 to 3270 code for a protein of 982 amino acids. The record is from RefSeq and is a predicted model, not a curated record. Gene Ontology annotation, cellular component: HOPS complex; endosome. Gene Ontology annotation, biological process: endosome organization; lysosome organization; organelle fusion. Lineage: Eukaryota; Metazoa; Chordata; Actinopteri; Cyprinodontiformes; Goodeidae. Gene Ontology annotation, molecular function: protein-macromolecule adaptor activity. The transcript is spliced from 9 exons.